UCAUGCCAGCUGGGGUAGAACAAUGAUUUAUUCCUUACAGUUAUGUCUGAAUUAUUUCACAAAAGAGCUUUGUGGGGAAAAAUUGUGCAGGAAACAUUUCAGGCCAUUAAAGCUUGUUGGUGAAACCUAGCCAAUUUGGCGGGUGAUCUUUUAGGAAUAUAAUUACGUUUCAGUAAAAAUGUAAGACCUCACAACUUAUUAAACACAUUUGGAAUGAAAUACCAUAUUGAAUCAGUAUUGAUCAAACAUCUCUUCAACCAGUUAAUCUUGAUAGUAUUAUGUCAAAAUCCAACACUUCCAGACUGCCUUCAGCUCUUUUAUUAGAGGACUGACGGUUUUUAGUUUGACUUAUUUUUCCAGAUGAAGUCAAGAAAGGUCUUUUUGAUCUCUUUACAAGUAGAAGGAUUUACACAAAGACAAUGAGGGGUACACAAAACGAGACAGCCCUUCUGCCUUGGACAGAAGUACUCUCCCAAGUAUAGAAAGUUCUCUUUGUAGCCAAUUAUGAAAUAUAUUCUUAAUUUUAGGAGAAAUUCAAAUGUCUGACUACGUGGUGUUUUGACAGAUGUAUUCCUAAAUAUUUAACACAGUCCUUUACAGGAAUAUUUUCUAUUUCUUUAUCAGAGUCAAAUAAAUUUAAGAUUUCACAUUUUAGAAACAUUCAGUUUUAAUCCUGAUGCAAUAGAAAAUUAUAUUUUAGCAUUAAGGGCAUGGGCGACCUGGUCUUUGUCUCUUUAAAAAAAAGAGUAGUAUCAUCAGCCAGUUGGGAAAUUUGGAUUUCUUUGUUAAAUGGUUAAGCCGUACAGAUUUGCAUUAUUCAGAAUAUCUAGAGAUAGAAGUUCAACAACCAAAAUUACUAUAAAUGGCGAAAUUGGGCAUCCCUGUCGUACACUUCUGUUGAUACUGAAUCUUUUGGACGUAUUAAGGUUUAACACAGAACUAUUUUAUAUCUUUGUAAAACAUGCGAAUGACUUCGACAUAAUUUUCACAGAAUCCAAAAAGUUUAAGUGACCUAAAGAGAUUCAUCUUCAAUUGUGUCAAAGGCUUUACAGAAGUCCAGAAAUAAGACAAAUGCAUCUGAGUCCAUUGCAUCUUAAUAAUCUGGCCCUUCAUAAAUCCUGUUUGAGUCUCAUUUAUAAUGGUAUCUAUUCCUUUUAAUAUUUUUAAAUAAACCAGAGCAAUCAAUUAGUAAUCAGUAUUUAAUAAAGUAAUUGGUCUCCAAUUGUCAAUGAGAGAAGGGUCUUUAUCGGGCUUCGGAAUCAGUGAAAUAAAGGCCCUGUUUCAUAGUGGAGACCAUUUCACCAUUUCUAAUGCAAUCUUGAAACAUGUUAAAAAUAGGGUCUUCUAGUAACUCAAACUGUCUACAGAAUUCAACUGACAGGUCAUCCAGGCCAGGUGAUUUCCCUUUUUUCAUUGACACAGGUGAAUCGCAAACUGAGUGGAAAUCAUCCUCAAUUACAGGGACAUUAAUUCUGAAUGUGGCAGAUGUAGCUUUCCCAACCAUCUUCCUGAAAUUGUGAGUUGAAGGUUUCACAAAAAUAAUUUACAAAUGUUAUUGUAAUGGGAUCUUUGCAUAAAACAUUAAUUUAGAGUGCAGUUAUAGAUUUUUUUGUAGUUUCUCUUUUCAAGUGCAAAAAAAUGUCACUAGUGUUUCUUUCCCACUCUUCAAUCCAUUUUGCUCUUGACUUUACAAAGGCACCCUUUGCCAGGUCCGUGUAAAGUUGUUCUAAUUCUAGUUGUAAAAACUUAAAUACAGACUCUUCAACUUGAGUUUUCUAAAGAAAGGUAAUCUGUCAAGCUUGCUCAUCAACUCCUUUUCUCUAAGGUUCUUUAAGUGCAUCAGCUCUUUGGCACGUUUAAUGGCUACAACUCUGACUUUAUAUUUGAAAAAUUGCCAAAUACUUCCAUGACCCAAGACUUUACUUGAAAAAAAAUUUGAUGUUUCCAAUGAGAGUAGGAUCUUUAAGUGUGUUUAAUAGCUUGCAAAUGUUUUAGUAGCUUGCAAAUUCAGGGAAAUCAAGUGAUCAGAAAAGGGAGCCAACUGAUGAUCUACAUCUAUAACAAAAUGGGAGAAAUUAGGAAUAAUCUAUUCUAGAUUUACGUGACAUAGUUUUGUUGGUCCAGGUAUAACCCUUUGUAUCCGGAUUGAAAUAAUGCCAGGCAUCAUCAACAGAGAUCCUUGCAUAAUGUAGUGAUGAUAUUGCAAUUUUGAAGGCUUUGACUUGUUCUAGGAGGAAAACGAUCAACAGAUGCAUCAGGUGUUUAAUUAAAAUCCCUUGAAAUAAUUAGAAUAAUUAGAAAAUAAUGCGUAAAUCCUGUACUUUUCUGGUAAAUUGGGUAAAAAGGGUCUUAUUAGGAGCAUGUGAGUUAUGUCCAUAUACAUUACAGAUGAUGAAAAUAGCAUUGUCAAGUUUAACAGUUACUAUGACCCAUCUCCCAUCCUGUAAAGAUGUGGAUUCUAGAAUGUCACCUUUAAACUUGUGAAUGUGUCAGUGUCAAAACACCAGAAUGAUUUGAUCCAUGACUGAAAUAGACCAUAUCUCCCCAUUGUGAUUUCCAAAAUUUCAAAUCACUUUCACCCGAAAUGAGUUUCCUGCGUUUACAGUAUAAAAAUAAGGCUUUCCUUUUUGUAAGAUCUCUCAAACCCCUAGCAUUCAGACUAAGGAUAUUGAGUGAGUUGAAAACUACCUCCUGCAUUUAAAAAAAUAAAUACAAAAAUAACAAAUUAGAUAACAGAAGUGGUAAUAUGAACAAUAAAACAGUGAACCUUGAGAGGGAUUACUCCGACGGAAAAUUACGCUCAACUGAGGUAGCGGUGGUUAACAGGAAAAAUAUGUUAAUUUCCUUUUCUUUUUUUGGCAAGUGUUCAUAGGUUAACUUAGUUCAAGCGGUACAUUUACUCAUGGCAGUACAUUAACUGUACUCACAGUUCCAGUUCGGUUAAUGUCAACAGAGUUACCCAGUAAUCAUUCUUUUUUCGAUAAAUGCGUGUGGGCCCUUGAACCCAGCCUUCUUUUCCUCUUGUCGUGCCUUGCCUUUUGUAUAAGCGGCCACACUUUCUCCCUGGCAGCCUGAUCCUGCGGUAUCAGAGCCUCUUUGAUGCGGAGCUUCUUCUCGUCCAGAAACGUGUUCCCCUUGGUCAUUUUCCAGAUUAUGUCUCUGUAAUGGCGCAUAGUUAAGCGCAAAAUGAUAUUGCGAGGGGGUCCAUCAUACCUUCGUUUCCCAAGUCGAUCACGUCUCUUAGCUUGUCUUUGAUGCACGGAGUCACCUUUCCCAGGAUAUUAAUGACUGCUUCCCUAAUAUUCCUCUACCUCUUUUACACCUUGUAUUUUCAGAUUCCACCUGCGAGAGUACCUUUGAAGUUUAGCUACAUUCUCACAGCUCAUUAUUUGGGGGUUGCAAGUUUCUAAAACUCAUUCUCUUAGGAACGUUAUAUUUUCCUCGUUUUCGCUCACAAUUUUGUGAAACUGACUGACAGUUACUGACAAAUGAUCGAUCUUCUUUGAUGUUUCUUCGGUGGCCCGCUCUGAUGGACUCACUGGAGAACGUGGCGUCUUGUUUAGUGGACAGGGACUGGAUUGCAGAGAAAAGUUCAGACAUGGAACUGUCUUACUUUUUUCACCGGUGGAUUUUUAACUGGAGUCUGAGGUGAAAAGGUCGCAGGAAUUUCAUCCUGGUCUGUUUUGUUCUUUCUCUUGCUUGAGCUCGCAGCAUCUUGUGUAUCCAUGCUGCUUUGGUUCUCGUCGUGGCCAGCUAGCAUGUUUGCCGUCUUCUGUGAGGCUUGGAUAUUCCGUUUAUUAUUGUCUUUCUGUCGUGUUCUUCCAACUCAACUUGACAAAAACGAAAUCUAAACUUAUCCUAUGCCGCUAAAACAAGUUGUAGUUAGUUUCUUUCAACAGUGAUAACCAAUGAAAGACUGUUAACCACCUAACCCUCAAUGUUGCUUUGACAAGCGAGAGAACACGCCCUCAGAGCGACGCCAUCUUGGACAUCCUGAGGAAUCUACUUCCAGACUGCGGUCUGUUCAUCUCAAUACUUCAAAACUCCUAAACACGUCACAAAUCUGGUACCUGGGUCUUUCCAGUGAGUUGGGGGAAGAAUGAGGAACCAUGGCACAGUUUGAAAGCCUGAUAUGGACUAUAACUAUUAUAUUGGUGCUUGAAAGCAUCGGAUCCUGUAUUGCAUGUGGUAGAGCUGAGUACAGAAUAAGGGAUGAAUGUUGUCCCAUGUGUUCACCAGGAAAUCGUGUACAUAGGCAUUGUACUGAAUUCACCAGUACCAGCUGUGUGCCCUGUGUUGAUUCUACUUUCCUUGAUGAGCCCAAUGGUCUCAUAAAAUGCAAAGUGUGUACCAACUGUGAUCCAGGUUUGGGUUUGAAGGUAAAGCAGCCAUGUAGACCUUCAUCAGACACUGUCUGUGGGACACUGGAGGGGUUCUACUGUCUAGACCCAACUAAGGAUGGUUGUAGAGCAGCCCAGAGACACAGCAGCUGUGAACCUGGUCAAUACAUCAGCCACACAGGAACAACAUCUACAGAUACUGUGUGUGCUGACUGCCCUGGUAAAACUUAUUCAGAUGGAUCAUUAACAUCUUGUCAACCACAUACAGAAUGUGAAUUCUUGGAAAUUGAACCAGGAACUCCUUGGUCGGAUUCAGAAUGUGGAGUAUCCUCACUUCCCACAGCUGGAAUCAUAGCUGGUGUUCUGAUAGGUGUUCUAUUUUUCCUGACCAUAGCUGGUGUUUGUUUAUUUAUGAGAAGAAGAAAAAACUUAGGCCCUCAAAUACCUACACAGGCAUCCCCAGAUCAGGAAAUACCAAUGCUGUCUGGGGGAAUUGGAAAUGGAAACGAUUCAAGCCCCCAUCACAGCCAGUGACUCUGCAUUCUGUAAUCUGUGUUCCACUGGCUGGCUGGUCCAGCCAUCUAUAGUGUAUCUUAACACUACAUGUUAAAUGUGGUAUUGUAGAAUCUGGUUGAUAUAAAAAACAGGAUUCUACAGCACAUUCAAUUGUAGUGUAAAGAAAUGAAACACAACCUCCAGUAAUUAGAAUGACUUCUAGAUACUUGUUGGUAUAAGGACCACUGUGUCUUUGUAUCAUAUGGGGAUGUUUGAAACUUAGUCAUCCGCCUGAACUGUCCCCACUUGGGUCACCGAAUAGCUAGCUUUUCAUGUGGGCACCACUGGUAAGAUGCUUCGGAAGGGUGGUCACAUAUCAGCUUCUGCCUACAGCCUGUUCUAAAAUGGAAAGGAGCGUGUGAUGAGUAUUAAUUAGCUUCACCUUGCUAGGUAACAGCUUCAGUAGCUGAGAACCCUCUGCUCUUCCCAGGGGAAAGUCAAAUGUGUGUAUAUCUUCAGGACCACAACAUCUAUGUCAGCCCAGACUAUGGAACUCCAAAUGGGACUUGAUAAUAUCUUGAGACAGAUUACUGGAUACUGGUGCAGGAUGCAGCUUUCACUUGGGGAAGGUUCCCCAGAAAUUAAAGAACAUUUUCAAACAUGGUUAAAUGGAUAACUUUACACUACAAGAAAAUCAAGAUCAGGCUCAUAGAAGCAGACGAGGACAUCAACAAACAGAUACAACUUCACUAUAGACUGUAUGGAUCACAGAAGGGUGAAAAGACAAUAUUUCAGGAACUAUCCUGAAUGGCUUCCACUCCAUCUCACAUUAAAAUUCAGAAUAAGUAUUGUAGAAGAGUGCAGGUCCACUCAGUCACCUGUGGUGUCCCCCACCCUGUUCAUCCUCUGCCUACUUCCACUUGGUCAUAUAGUCAGAUGACUUGGUCCUCUUCCACAGUUUUGCGGAUGACAUGCAUGUCUACAUUAAAAUGGCCCCAAAUCCCUCAAAGUACAUGCUUGGUUAAUUAAAGCUCAACAUUCAAAAACAUGUAAACAAGCUGUCCCUCAGGGGGCAGUCUGGGGGUGUUUGGCUCCAGGAAAAGAGGACACAGCCUGGAUGAUCUUCAAUCUCAGCCUCUUAUGCUGGAAGACAUGACAUAAACUCUAUGAAUCCUUCAUUAAGUAUGCCUUACUAUUAAUGCCUUGCAUGAUUGUUAUAGAAAUGUUUGUGGUCACACGCACAUCUUUUAAAACUUACAGUACCAGUCAAAAGUUGACACCUACUCAUUCAUGUUUUUUUCGUUAUUUUUACUAUUUUCUACAUUGUAGAAUAAUAGUGAAGACAUCGAAACUAUGAAAUGACACAUAUGGAAUCAUGUGUUAACCAAAUUUAAUUGUAUUUUAGAUUCUUCAAAGUAGCGACCCUUUGCCAGCUUUGUAAACUCUUGGCAUUCUCUCAACCAGCUUCACCUGGAAUGUGUUUCCAACAGUCUGAUGCAGCACUUCAUCACUCUCCUUGGUCGAAUAGCCCUUACACAGCUUGGAGGUGUGUUGGAUUAUUGUCCUGUAGAAAAACAAAUGAUAGUCCCACUAAGCGUAUUGCUGUGGUAGCCAUACUGGUUAAGCGUACCUUGAAUUCUAAAUAAACCACACAUGUGGGAACCACACAUGCAGAGAUCAUCCGCUCACCUACUCCGUGUCUCACAAAGACACGGAGGUUGGAACAAAACAUUUCAGAUUUGGUCUCAUCCGACCAAAGGACUGAUUUCCACCGGUCUAAUGUCCGUUGCUCAUGUUUCUUGGCCCAAAGAAGUCUCUUCUUCUUAUUGGUGUCCUUUAGUAGUGUUUUUUUUUUUUUUGCAGUAAUUUGACCAUGAAGGCCUCAUUCACGUAGUCUCCUCUGAACAGUUGAUAUGAAGAUGUGUCUGUUUAACUAUGUGAAGCAUUUAUUUGGGCUGCAAUUUCUGAGGCUGGUAACUCUAAUGCACUUAUCCUCUGCAGCAGAGGUAACUCUGGGUCUUCCUUUCCUGUGUCGGUCCUCAUGAGAGCUAGUUUCAUCAUAGCGCUGAAAGUUUCUUCUAGUGCAGUCGAGAAAACCAUUCUAAAUGUUCCGUAUGGACUUGUUUCUCUUUGCUUAUUUGAGCUGUUUUUACCUUGCCAUUCUUUACCAAAUAGGGCUAUCUUCUGUAUACCACCCAUACCUUGUCACAUCACAACUGAUUGGCUCAAACGCAUUAAGAAGGAAAUAAAUUCCACAAAUGACCUUUUAACAAGGCACACUCCAGGUGACUGGUUGAGCUGGUUGAGAUAAUGCCAAGAGUGUGCAAAGCUGUCAUCAAGGCAAAGGGUGCCUACUUUGAAGAAUCUCAAAUAUAAACUAUAUUUGGAUUUGUUUAACACUUUUUUUUGGUUACUACGUGAUUCCAUAUGUGUUAUUUCAUAGUGAAGACAUCCAAUGUAGAAAAUAGUAAAUAUAAAGAAAAACCCAUGAAUGAGUAGGUGUGUCCAAACUUUGGAGUGGUACUGUAGGUGCUGGCCUAAUAAAGUCUAGAUAAAAAAGGGUUGAACUGUUGUUAUUAAAGGUGGUAUUAAUUAAGGAGCAUA
Oncorhynchus kisutch (coho salmon) is the source of this 7439-nucleotide messenger RNA. RefSeq names its product tumor necrosis factor receptor superfamily member 14. Gene Ontology annotation, molecular function: protein binding; transmembrane signaling receptor activity. The coding region runs from base 4110 to 4874 and encodes 254 amino acids. Gene Ontology annotation, cellular component: membrane; external side of plasma membrane. The transcript is spliced from 10 exons. Lineage: Eukaryota; Metazoa; Chordata; Actinopteri; Salmoniformes; Salmonidae. The record is from RefSeq and is a predicted model, not a curated record. Gene Ontology annotation, biological process: defense response to Gram-positive bacterium; positive regulation of cytokine production involved in immune response; negative regulation of alpha-beta T cell proliferation.